AUGUCGCGAACAGGUUAAUUUGUCAUAGGUGCUGUUAUUAGUUUCCUCGCAAAUACGGAGCAGGUGUAACUCAGCCAAAGAACCAAAAUAACACAGACACGGAGGAUAUUACAGAACGUACUAACGGAAGAUUGUUUGACCUCUAUACUCGGUUAGUUCUCAUCAAGAAGGAAGGAAACUAGAGGCCCCUAAAGAAGCUAACAUUCAGAGGGACCAUGAUCAACUGACUGCGCUUUGUCGACUCCAGCAGGAUCAACAGAAAAUCAUGUUGAACUUCUUUGGAUUGCGGAAGGACUCCAAGAAGUCACCAUCUGACAAGGAAGUGGAUGGAGGUUUUGUCGUAGUUGGGGAGACCGCUGGCGAACAAAAGCAGAGGAUUCCGACCGUAAACACUGCACAGCCCUCAACCAAUGUCAUAGUCCAACCAUCAAAGUCAUCCUGUGCAACUCCAUUUCAACCAGCUGAUGAAAAUCCCCCAGCAGCUUUACUUCAUAUACCUGGCGGCCAUCCAGCUGUGGAAGUCUCUUCGGCCCUCCCAGAUCUUCUGGGAGACAUCCCUUUCACAUUAGCCCCUCAUGUCCUGGCCAUGCAGGCUGGAUCCAACCUGCUCCCUGAUGUUCUGCUGUCCAGAGACAUAAACUACAAUCUGGCUAGCUUCCAGUAUGACUUCACUUUAGAGAACACUGUUCUCCACAGCAGUUAGUCUGUUUGGGUUUUUUCAUCAUCAGGAGCUUCCUGUUGGCUAAUAUUGACACUUCAAAAAAAACUAAUUAAAAAGUAAAAAUAAACUGAUUUAAAUCAGCAGCAGAGAACUGUAUAGCUUUACAUUUCUCUAGCUGGGUUCUUAUCUCUUUUUGGAUUUGAAACAGAAAAUAAGUGGUUCAGGUUUUACACAAUGUUACUGGAGAGAAGCUCAGUUACCCGUUACCUCAGAGAAAAACUAGGGCAGUUAUCAUUUGGUCCUGUUGUUAGGCACACCGCUGGCACUCUGUGUUGCUGCUGUAAUUUGUUUGAGAAGAAGUCCUAUUUAAUCCAUCUUUGGCUCCAGGUUGUGGAGUUUGUCAUGUUGUAUCAUAAAUGAUUUGAUCUCCACUUAUUUUUUGCAAUAUGAAAGUCUGCAUAGCAUAUUAGUCCUGUGGCAACAAACACACCACUCUCCCAAGGUUUCAGAUCAAGUAAAAAGUGAAUGUAUUCAAGAUUGAAGCUGUUGGUCAGAAAAUGUGUUUGUAUGUAGGAACAGCUUCAAAACUCACAUAAAUGGCAUUGGUGUGAAAGCUUACCAAACCUCUAAUAUCUUCAACAUCCGUCUGUUAGUGAAACAGAAAUGCUAAACAGACAACAUUGUGACAAAAACAGCUCAGGAUUGGCUGUUUGUCUUUGGAACAGUUUAGCUCCAGUUAGAUUUUCUUAACAGCGUGAUCCACUUUACUUAAGUUUCAAAGAGAUGUAAAAGGUCAUUUCUUUAGACUAGGCAGCCACUCACUGUUACCUAGGUAAGAGAGAAAAAAAAGCUUGAAAAAUGAAUGUAUAAAUAAUUAUGUUUAAUGAGAUCCAUGUCAAACAAAUCAGAGGAGAUUGGACAUACUGGAAACACUGGAAACCAAAAAAAAAAACAGCCUAUAUUUGCUGUGAAAUAUGUAGCAAAAAGUGGGUUCAUUUCCCACUGACUACCUUUUCCCCUUUUAAUUACGGUCUUUUCUCUCAUCCAGCAUUUUUUUCUUCCAUUAAAUUAUUGAGUCACUUGUGAGAUUUUUCUUUGUGCUUUUCUAUGGCCUACCUAUUUUCGAUAGAAGUUAGUCAAAUACAAACAUCCAGAUUUUGUUUAGGACACAUGUUUUGUCUCUGUAAAAGUUGUAAUGACAGAAUGCACACAGUACACAGCGGGAACCCACAGGGGGACUGUGUUGUAUUUCUACAUUUGAACAAUAUCAUGAUGAUAUAUUCCACUUGUACAGUUUAACAACAACAUAGCGUCUUUUUCUUUCACUUCAAUUGUCUUGUGCUUGAGCUAAUUUUAGUGAGAAGACUUUUCUCAUUCUAAGCUUUAGAUGUUAGCACCCAGUCAGUUUGUUCAUGUUGGUUGCUAGUUAAGUCUUUACACCUGUUGCAAAAGCUUUGCACUGAUUUUAACGUAUCAGCCAAUAUACAAACCUUGUGUUUCUUAGUUGGAUAAACUGUAUUAUAACAUAUAUAACGUUGCCUUUCCUUGGUUCUUUUUUUAGUGCUGCUUGUUCUCUGGUUAAUGUUCUAUGUUCAGCCAUCUUUACCAAGCCGUUUCUUUUCAAAUGAACAGAAUUCUCUAUCACCUGUGCCUUUAUCAUACAGACUACCGAAUAAAAUCGUUUUCUUCUAACAA
Molecule: messenger RNA, 2356 nt
Organism: Girardinichthys multiradiatus
Lineage: Eukaryota; Metazoa; Chordata; Actinopteri; Cyprinodontiformes; Goodeidae
Gene: umad1
Product: UBAP1-MVB12-associated (UMA) domain containing 1
Exons: 4
Coding region: 266-703 (145 amino acids)
Source: RefSeq, a predicted model, not a curated record